This is a messenger RNA of Diachasmimorpha longicaudata, 1696 nucleotides long. It is a transcript of the gene mtTFB2, whose product is annotated as dimethyladenosine transferase 2, mitochondrial. The transcript has 4 exons. Gene Ontology annotation, molecular function: rRNA (adenine-N6,N6-)-dimethyltransferase activity; mitochondrial transcription factor activity. Gene Ontology annotation, cellular component: mitochondrial matrix. Bases 169 to 1362 code for a protein of 397 amino acids. Gene Ontology annotation, biological process: transcription initiation at mitochondrial promoter; rRNA methylation. NCBI's taxonomy places the organism in Eukaryota, Metazoa, Arthropoda, Insecta, Hymenoptera, Braconidae. The record is from RefSeq and is a predicted model, not a curated record.
AAAAAAACUGGUCUAGCUCCAGCUGAUGAUCGGUGUUUAAAGUGUGUCAACAUCGGGAAUGAGCACAUGUAUUACAAAAGCAUUAUGGCAUUAAACGAGUUAGUAAUGACAAUAAUAGGAAAAAUAAAAUGUUAACAACGACAAUAAAAUUCAGUUCCUGAAUCAAUUAUGUUCCGUCGUUUUCCCCCGAAAGUCUCCUCACACUACCCCAGGACCCCAUCAACCCCACAACUAUUGCGAAUCUCCUCUAAAAAUGUCGCAGGAAACACCAAACAACACGCAAGACCUGCGGAAAUGCUUUCCCAGUUGACAGCCUACGAUGGUUCAACGAUCAACGCGGAUGAUCUCCCCGUCGACGUGAUGCGACGAAGAUCAAAUUUUUCAACCCUUCAUCUAUUCGACAGAGACGUCUCCAAAGCCUUUGCAUCCCUCGUCAUCGAUGAAGUCCCCAAGGAGGGGACAUUUAUAGCCGAAAUGAAUCCAGGCGCUGGUCUGAUGACCCACCAGCUCCUGGAGUCGGGAGUAUCCGUUGUUCACAGCUACGAAAAAUUUCCGGAAUUUAUGAAAUGGUUGUAUCCCCUCUCGCAGAAGUACUCGGGACGUUUGCAAAUCAGACCCUAUAAUUUUGCGAGCCUAGGGAAGGCCGAGUUUUUGGAUCGACAGGUCAACUCCAGGAUAAUGAAGAACAUGUUCGAGGGACUUAAACCUAGGGAUUGGCAAGACCGACCUGCCAUCGCUGUCGUCGGGGCAGUACCAAGUGUCAAAUUUUUUUAUUCCCUUCAGUGGACACUAAUGAAUCAGUAUCUGUCGGACUAUGGGAGGAUUGUUCUCUAUGUGGCAGUGUCACCUUCGGUAUCUUUGGUCUUCGCAGACGACCCGAGCAACAGACAUUUUCACAGACCGAAGAAUGUUUUCCUUCGAACGUUCUUUGACUUCAAGAAACUGGGAACCCUUCCGAGGAAUGCCUUCUUCCCCGCCCACACUGACAGAAUCUCGAGGAAACGAUUCAGGGAGUAUUAUAUGAAGGACUACGAAGUAAUGGACGUUGUCAAGAUCGAGGCUAAGAAAGAUUUUUUCACUGAAAAUUUCACUCGACAUCACGCCAUAGUAUUCUACUAUUUUCUAGCAAUUCACAUGAGGAAAAAAAACACGAGGAUUAUUCCCGUGUUCGAAAAAUGGAUUCCAGGCUGUGGCCCUCGUCUCAUCCAGAAAGAUUACAAUAUUUAUUCAACAUUCGAUGCACUUCCUGCUGAUGAAUUACUCCAACUGUUCAAGAUAUUCAUUUCUUGGCCGGACUAUGACAAUAGCCCGUUUACUAAUUUUGUUGAAACUCUGAUGCUGAAUAAAACGAGUGAAGAGUAAUUCCGGAAAUAUUUCCAUUGAAAUUGCAAAUUAGUUAUGACUUUAGUGAACCGAUGAUUCGGUUACGAAGAUUGAUGAUGAUUAGAUUCAUUUCCCUAACAACCUCGACUUCUCUUCCCCUUCGGUUCCCUGGGAUUAGUUAAUUAAUUACUCAAAAUAUUAAAACAGAAAAUCAAAAAAAAACUUUCAUUGUCACCAACGUUGCGUACUCCUGUAUAAAACAAAAUCACAACCAAUGAUAUUCACAUAGUAAAUGUUCGCCAAAUUUCAAAGACUAUUAUUGUCAAUUCCAAAGAAUUCAUUAAAUACCAAAAAUAUAUUUCCAUUAAAUUUC